GACUGGGAGAAGCGUGUACAGACUUUGCUCCUCAAUGUCCCCACCAAGGCAGGCCCCGACCAGGACCAGGCUGUGCGCCAGGUCAGGGAUUGCGUGGCUGAGCGAUGGGUGCUUCUGCGCGAUUCCUUCCCCAACCAGCUCGAGUUCAAAGAAAAAAGCAAGGAUUUCCAAGCAAGCCUGGACUCCUUGAGGGACAUCCAUGGUCCGGAGAUUCCCUUUGCGCCGUCCCCACCGACGUCGAAUUUGGUACAAGCAGAAGAGGCAGAUGCGCCCUGUCUGACUGCAGAGGAUGCCGAAGUUCUCGAUGCGCAGAAUCAGAAGCCGACAUGCCUUUUGCAUGAGUUUGCUUUCUUGAAAACUGCAGACGGCGUGUACACAGUCUUAGUGGUGCCCGAACAGAACCGCUGCGAGGGUUACCAGCACUACCUGGCUGUUGCUGAGUGGUGGCCUCUUCGAACACCCUUCAGCCAAUGGUACACAAAGAACUUCACGUCCGUGUUUCUUCCCUUGUGUCAACAACUCGAAGUGGGUGAAGGGCACGUCCUGCGACGUCCCACAUACAAGGGGCAUGUGCAGUCGGCUGUGUCGCUGCCCGUGGAUGGGACAACAGUGCUCGGAGCUGUCCUUGUGUUGGCGUGUGUGCUUCCCACUGCCACCCUAACGGGUGACGCAGUGCAAUCCUGCUGGCGAGUGCUGCAGUCCCUUGAAGCACACAUGCAACUCAACGUCAGUCUGCAGCUCUUGCCUCACGAGCCGGUUUUCAGCCUGAAGCUGGAGAACGGCAUGGCUUUGACGAGCGACCUCAAGAAGAUUUUGAGAGAGAUCGAACUGCCCUGGUGCAGGUUUGCUCGCAAACUACCAAAGUCAGUGGAUCGUUCCAUGCCCUUCAGCGCCAUCCUCAUAGCUCUACUGCGACUUCGCAGCGACUCCGUGUGCUGGCAGAGCCUUCCAUUUCGACGACUCUGCAAGAGAUCGCUACACUUGUUCUGCCAGCAUGCCUCACGUAUGCUGGGAUCCAAGAUCACAUCCGAGUGUCCGCUGCCGGACAUAGCGGCAAAAUAUCACCCGUAUAUGAAAACGUCCCGCAUGAGAGGCAACAAGUGCUUGGAAAUGAGCUUGAUACAGAAAUUCAUGACACGGGGGGGAGGCUUCGUGUCGGCGAAGCAAGAGACGAUGCUGUCCGACCUGGGCCUGGUUAAGCAUCGCACCGCCUUUGCCAACAAGACCAGCACGGAGUUCGUGGCCAGAAAUCUCCUUCGGACCGCCGAGUACGUCAGCAGCGUCAUUGAGAGACAAAGUCUGAAGACUGUGAACAUUUGCUUCGAUACUGCGAGAGUUUGCCACGAGGACGUCCUUUCCCUCGUUUUCCGUAUGGACGGACGCCAGUUUGCUGGCAGCAUGCAAAUGCUCUCUGCAAGCGCUGCCUCGGCAAGUGAGAUCCACAAGGGCUCCUUCGCCUUCAAGCAGUUCAGAACGAAGACAAAGCAGAUGCUUUGCGCUGUAGCGAAUUCUUUGCAGCAAGCCCUGCCGACUGGCUUCACACUCCUGCAGGCCAAACCUUCGCACGAGCUGCUGCCGUGCGGUCCACAUGGCCAGCGCUUCCGAUUGAUGCCACAGGAGGCGGAAGCGAUGGGCUUGCCGGAGGACGACAAAUGCAGAUUCUUCGUGUACGACUUCGACAGCCACGUCCCGCGCAAAGACUUCCUUGACAACGACGACUUUUACCACUUAUGUUUCGCAGCAGACGAGGGAACUGAGGGAUGGUUGGCCUACCAGCACCUGGCAUCGCAGAACACAUGGGUCUCCUGGUGGAGCGACCCCUUCCACAAGGCUGCUCGCAAAACUGCUUUGGCCAUUCGCUUGGCAGGCUGUGAGCCUUUCGUGAAGAGCGUCAUGAAACUCAGUCGGUUCACUCGCGGACCCUUCAAGUCCAGCAAAUUCGGGCAGUUGAUCUCCGAUGCGCGGAGCCACAUACUGCGUGUACUGAGGACAGGGAAGGAUCAUGACAUGGUGACGCCCUGGUUGACAGGCAUGGCUCGAGACUGCGAAAGUCCAUUGCGCUCCUCAGACUUCCCUGCUGAGAACUUUGAUCAUGCAGUGGCGUAUUCGCUGCUCAAGGCCGAAGAAGGCAGGCAACCUGUGCAUGAGUCAGAGGUUUCCCUCGGUCCAAACUUUUGUCCCCGAUUCUGUGAGGCCGCCUGCACGUGA
Molecule: messenger RNA, 2208 nt
Organism: Symbiodinium sp. CCMP2456
Lineage: Eukaryota; Dinophyceae; Suessiales; Symbiodiniaceae
Source: the annotation of a GenBank genome assembly